Messenger RNA from Trichobilharzia regenti, 2778 nucleotides. The record is from the annotation of a GenBank genome assembly. NCBI's taxonomy places the organism in Eukaryota, Metazoa, Platyhelminthes, Trematoda, Strigeidida, Schistosomatidae.
AUGCUUAAUAAAGUAGCCACUCUCGGUUCAAACACACAAAUUCCACGUGGAACUCUGCCAAGUAAUGACAGGAAUUCAGACAAAGUGAAAAUGCCAUUUUUUCGUAAAUCUCGGUCAACUUCAAAAUCACGUCAGAGUGCAACAUCCUCAGCAAUUUGGAGUAACAACAACAACACUGUUGUCAAUAGUAGCACUUAUACAAGUAACAAUCCAUCAGAACCAAUAGAAUUAUCCUGGGAACAGGUGGUAUCAAAUGAUGGCUUUGUAAAGCAUUUUCUCAAAGUAUUUUGUGAAAGAGUACGUAAAGGUGAUCAUUUUAAAACAAUUCGAAUUAUUGGAUCAACAACUGCUGGAUUGUGUAUUAAAGAGUUAGUUGAAACAUAUUAUUCUAAGUAUGGAACACGUAAUGACUUUUAUUUAUGCGAAAUAAUCGGACGUAUUCAGCCAAUUUCCAAUGUGAAAUCCAGUACACCUGUAUGGUCAUUUAGCGAACAAAAGGUUCGUCGAAUUGAUGCUAAUGAAAAUAUCAUCUCAUUAUUGCAAAAUACCAGUCCUGGAUAUGGAUUAUGCAGGCGGUUAGAGCUUAGACCUGUAGAUGGUAGAAUUAAUACACCUAUGAAUGAAAGUAGGAAUUUAACCUCUUCACAAGUUAGUCUACGUGAUCCUGUUACUUCACCUCAGCUACCAAUAACCUCACCACGGUCUGGUACACCUGUAAAUGGGAUUACUCUGUUCAAAGAUUCACGUCGUGGUAAUUUCUUUAGAGGUGUACAAAUUCCACAAGGACCACAUUUUCUUUUGUUACGUGGUAAUCAACCAAAUCGUGAUAUGCUAUUACAUGAUCUUACUAAACUUAUCAUUGACAAUACAAUGCAAUCUUUUAUGACAGUUGGUUAUGGUAAACACGCGGAUAUUCGACUUUAUCCUAUACCAUCUGAAGUACGCUCCACUGAAGGAGGGUGCAUCAUUGCAAAAAUUGUUGGAUAUAAUAUUACAUUAAAGACAUCUGAAUCAUCAGUAAAACGAGGACUGGUGUUUCUUGAACCCUGUGAUUCAAAUGAUAAUGAUGAUACUGCGGAUAAAACACCAAAUAAUUCUCGCUCUAAGUAUGAUAAUACCGAGAUAUACAUUAAUAAUGAUUUAAUUAAACCAAUGUACUCUGACACCUUUCAAAAGCGUGAACUUCGACCUGGUGACCUUAUCUUUUUUGGAUCACAUAAGCGUGGGUACAUUUAUCUAUUCAAAGAUCCAAGAUGUAUACCAGAUUACAAAUUAGAAUUGCCAUUCACAACUAAUCAAAAUGUUUUUGAUAGUGGUAAUAAUAAAACACAUGGAAAUGUGAAAAUUCUUAAUGCUUCAACUAGUACUGAUGAGAUUGUUACACGAGCAAGCACUGCUGUCAUAGCUAAUUCCAGUGAUUCUACUGAUGAUGGUUGUAAUGGUGCUGGUAAUCCUGAUAUGAAGAAACAAUAUUCAUCAUCAGUUCAACAAUUUAACAGCCCGUCAUCGACAUCUACACUUGAGGAAAUGAAAGAUGAUGACAUACGAUCGAUUCCAGGAAUUAACGAAUUAGAAUGGAUUAUACAACCGUUACUUGUUCAACUGAGACUAACAGAUGGGACCUCUGUAUCAUCCUCUUCAAUUUCACUGUUGUCAUCAUCAAACUCACAGAAAAUUGUAAAUUUGGAUACAUUAGGUACCUGGGAUGCUAUGGAAACCACAAUAUUGGAACCAUGGAGGUCAGCGUGUCUAUUAAGUCUACUGAUUAGAGCUAUUGGAUUAAAUAAACUGCGCAGUAGCACCAUUACCACUUCUAGUACUAACAGUGAUAGUAAGAUACAGAAGAAUAAUUCCAUGGAAGAUCUGAUAAAACAAAUUACAUCAAUACUAUCUAAUUAUCAAAAGCGUGCAGAGUUGACUGAAUCCAACAGAGUGGUUUUUCAAUUUUGGCUCAGUUUAUUUUUCUACGAUUUGGCCACCUAUAUUACAUCUGGAUGGUUAACACAUGACAUUAAAUCACCAUCAAUCGUUGUUGACGGCAAAGAUCCUACCACAGUUUCAAUCUCAUCGGCAACGACAACAACUUCAAAUUCAGAGCAUCGUCAACAGGAUAAUAAUAAAUCGGAAUCAUCAUUAAGUCAUUUAUUCGGUGAACUACAAGCUCCUGAAACACUGGUUGAAAUUGAUGAACUAAGAAAACUACUGUAUACACUUGCUGAUCAAAUAAUUGAUAAAUUGGUUAAAACAACAUGUCAUUCUAUCUCACCAUACAUACCUGCUUUAUAUCAAGGCUCCUUGAACAAUUCACCAGUGCGUUCUCAAUCGGAUGAAAUACGUCUUACAUCACCAACAGAAUGGACCAGUGGUAAUAGCAGUAGAAUAGAACUAUCCAGAUGGUUGAACCAAUUAGUUUUGUGCUUUGAUGUAGCCUUCUAUCCAACCGGUGGUUCACCAUUAUCACCACUGCAAAAUGAUGCUGAAAAUCUAUCCAUAAACUCUUCAUCAUUACAGUCAGGUAUGAGUAGUAAAAUGCAAAAUGGAAUGACACAGGAAGAAUUAUAUAAUCAGCAAUAUCAUUAUUCUAAUCCUCCUCCAUCUAAUCAUCAUCAACAUCCCCACCACCACCCCCACCAUCAACAACAACAACAAAACCUACUGACAUUGAAUUCAAGAUAUCCCCAGAAGAAAUCAGAAACUAGUGAUUUAAGCAUGUCAGGUGAUUCUGAUGUGGACAAUGAUAUACUAAUGAUGAAUAAACAUUCAAGGGCAAAAAGCUAA